AUGAACAUAGGCGCAGGUAUAAAAGGGUCUGUUAGUAAAUUUGAAAUACAUAACGCUCUCAAUAAUUCUAAGGUUAAAUCUGCAGUCACGUCACAACUCGAAGCGCUAAAGGGGAUUUUAAAUGAUAAUGGCAGAAUUCCCAAAAUCGGUACAGUUCUAAUUGGCGACGAAUCCAUUACUACAUAUGGUGCAACUCCACUCACAUUGAAAACUAAUCUCUCGAAUUCGGAAAUUUUCGACACUGUGAUCCAGAAACUUUCUAGAAACCAGAUCGUAGAUACAGGUGAAGUAGAGAAACUCUUCAGCACUCUCGGCAAUAUUGCCACAACAGUCACCCGGCACACCCAAAACGUUGUUCAAAACGUAAUGCAGAAUAUUAAAAACAAAAUUGAAGAAGAACUUAAGGAUACCGUUGGGGCAGUUGAGUUGCGAUUCUCGGAUUUUAGCCAGCUGGUCACUGACCGCAGUGGACGUUCCGUGGGCCCUGUCUCUAAUAAAGCUGAAGGCCUCCAGUGGCUGAUUACCAAGUUUGAGAAGAACGUAAAACAAACCAUUGAAACGCUGCAGUCAACGUUUAACGAUACAUUUAAGCAAACUGGUGCAAUUCCUCGAGGUAAAGACAAAUAUGAGUUUGGACCGAAGCUCAUGGAAGCAUUCAACACCACUAACGCUGAUCUCGUAAAGGGAGACGUUAUGCAGAACAAACAAAAUGUGCUUGACGAACACAUCGGGCAUGAUAUUUUGGCAGGUUCAGGCGACCAAAAUAAAAUUGCCGAAAUUGCUGAUACUUUCACAAAAUACAGGCAGCAAAUCGUGAGAGAUAGCCUAACCAAUCCUGACCCAAACCAGCUACAAGGCAAACUCCCCGAGGCUAUCAGUGCGAUUAAAACCACUGCCUCCGGCAUCACCGUCCAAGGAACGAAACUGUCGAUGGACAACCUUGGUAAGAAAAUAACAUCCGACCUCGAAGCCCUUCUAAAUGCGUUUUCUGCAACUGGUAAAGUCGUGAAGGAUAAAUUGGUACAGCUGCAGAAGGACAUUGGUAUGGGUACUAAAAAUGAUAAUACACUACAGAAAAUCCACGACAAACUCAGUGAUAUUCUUACCAAAGAUUUCGCGAAAGCCAUCGACGAGGCGAGAAACUUCGACGCCAUUGCUUCCACAAGAUGCCGAGAAACCAUCGGACUACUCACUGAACACGUGAAUUCCUGUGCUUCGUCCGCAAUGUCCACACUCACUACCCACGCCCACCAACAAUACGUCCUUUCCCUCAAAGAAGCGCUGACGGCGUUCGCUGACAAGGUUCACAGGGAGUUGAACAUGUUGGUUGGUCCUAUAAAUAACGAUCUACAUGCGGGACUUAAGGGGUUUAUGCAUAAAAUCGAAGAGAGUUUGGUGAAGAAAAUUGAAGGAAUUACGACUAUCGAUCCCAAGGACUUCACUCAAAAGUCUCCACUCAGUAAGGGAGCAGAAAUAUUAAAUGUUGCCUUCACGUCGUUCUACAAUGCGCUGAAACAGCAAUCUGGUCUAGUAGCAGACUUCUGGAAAGUCAAAGCAUCGGAUGAAGCGCUAUACAUUCUACUGAAAAAGCUAUCAAAUUCGCAGCACUUUAAUAACGAAUUUAGAGAUAAUUGUGAUAAGCUUACGAAAUCACUAAGGUCAUUAACCGCUAACAUAUUUGCUGCUGACUCAACUUUAAUCUGCGAUGCAUUGAGACACGGCUAUACAGCACUGCUCACCGAGCUCGACAAGGCGUACGUGAAUAAGUACUCUGGCAUAGUAUACGCCGAAGAGCUGGUGAUGGAGGAGAAAACACUCACCGAAUACGGGAAGAGGUGCGCCAAAGUCUUUCUUACGAUUCUGAAAUUCUAUUGCGACGAUCUUAACGGGCUGCAGAAGCAUUGUGCGGAGAAGUCAGUGUGGAGGGGACGCCAAAUAUAUGCCUCUACAACAGCAAAGAGAACGCGCUCGGCGAUUAUUUGA
Babesia bigemina is the source of this 1983-nucleotide messenger RNA. RefSeq lists its product as hypothetical. Bases 1 to 1983 code for a protein of 660 amino acids. The transcript has a single exon. Lineage: Eukaryota; Apicomplexa; Aconoidasida; Piroplasmida; Babesiidae. The record is from RefSeq and is a predicted model, not a curated record.